AUGAGAGCGGAAAGCUUGAUGGGAGAGAUCCUUGUCUCCCAGGGCAAGCAACAGGAAGGAGAGUCCGUGUGUGCCAAUGUCCUCGCCCGGCAGCAGAUGACGAUCGGAGAAGACGAUAUCGACACGCUGGAAACACGCCGUCGACUGGCGAACGCAUAUAGCUCCGUCGAGCGACGAGAGGAGGGCAUUGCCACCGCCGAAAAGCGUACUGAAUCCCUCAAGCGAUUGCUGGGUGAGAAUCAUAUCAAGACAUACGCCGCGGUGCUUGACACUAUCGAGUUGAUAGUAGCCAAACUCUCAAGCAGCAACGAGGCGAUGGCUAAAGCCCGGUUUCACACGGGUACGGAAGACAUAGUCAAUGUGGUCCAAGAGGCAUCCCGGGAGAUGAACAACUUACUGGGCCCUCAUCACCCACUUUCCAUUCGAAGUCUCCGGCUGCUUGGUGCAUGCCAGAUCUUUACUUCGGGCGGACUUACAGAGCCAUCGGAAACGCUACGACGAGCGCUCGCCACCGCUGAAGAAAACCUCGGUUCAGACAACCCCGAAACCAUUCAAAUCGUGGUUUACAUGGGUUUAAUGUACGCCAAACAGAGCAACCCAUAUAGUUACUUAGUCUCCCAGCAAAACCUCGAGCUGGCUAUGCCUUGGUUCCGACGAUAUCUGGACUGGGCCAAAAGCAGGGAUAUCUUGAGUAGUCCCGAUCCCCAGGCGAUCUUGGGCAUGAUAGCCAAUAUGUACAUGGGCAAGAGGGAUUAUCAACAGGCACAGAAUUACUACGAGCAGCUCGUCACUGCAUGUCAGAAGGGGAACAUCCCGGUUCCAGCCGACGUGCAAAACAUGCUACAGCUGUGUCGGAUGAACACCAGAUUGAUGUCGCCUUACACAUCUUCAUCGGGAUUUGAAUCACUUCUCUCCUCCUUUAAACGAUUAUAG
Messenger RNA from Aspergillus oryzae RIB40, 933 nucleotides. RefSeq names its product LipA and NB-ARC domain protein. NCBI's taxonomy places the organism in Eukaryota, Fungi, Ascomycota, Eurotiomycetes, Eurotiales, Aspergillaceae. Gene Ontology annotation, molecular function: protein binding. The transcript has a single exon. The coding region runs from base 1 to 933 and encodes 310 amino acids. The record is from RefSeq and is a predicted model, not a curated record.